Molecule: messenger RNA, 493 nt
Organism: Mugil cephalus (flathead mullet)
Lineage: Eukaryota; Metazoa; Chordata; Actinopteri; Mugiliformes; Mugilidae
Product: mannose-specific lectin-like
Exons: 2
Coding region: 49-399 (116 amino acids)
Source: RefSeq, a predicted model, not a curated record
CUGUUACAUCUGUACAAAUGAACAGAAGUUUGUGUUUGUUGCAGGAUCAUGAGCAGGAACUUCUUGUCUGGAGAUGAAGAGCUCCGUAAUGGAGACUACCUGCUGUCCAACAAUGGGCAGUAUAAAGCAGUUUUCCAGGAUGAUGGUAACUUUGUCAUCUAUACUUGGAAACCCGUGUGGGCUUCAGACACUUAUGGAUCAGGUGCUUACCGUCUGUGCAUGCAAGAGGACUGCAACCUGGUCAUGUACAACAAGAGCGGGGAGCCCAAGUGGCACACAAACACCCACUGUUCUGACUGUAAAGUGUGUCGUCUUCAACUGACCGAUGACGGCAAACUGGUGGUGCAGAAGGGAUCAGAAACUGUCUGGAGCUCUGAAACAUCCAAAGGCAUGAAGUGAUGGUUUAACCUGAUGGUCCAAAGCUUUUGAAUAUGAAUCAUCUGUAUCUGACGGUUAUCUCUGAAUGUAACCUCAAAUAAAAGCAUAUUUACAA